Molecule: messenger RNA, 533 nt
Organism: Dermatophagoides farinae (American house dust mite)
Lineage: Eukaryota; Metazoa; Arthropoda; Arachnida; Sarcoptiformes; Pyroglyphidae
Gene: COX6B
Product: Cytochrome c oxidase subunit 6B
Cellular component (GO): respiratory chain complex IV; mitochondrion
Source: RefSeq, a predicted model, not a curated record
UUUUUGUGUGUUUUGAUUGACCUCAACGUUAAAUCGAGAACGAUUUAUUUUCAAUCGAAUUUUUGUUUUGUUGUUCAUUUUCUUGAUCAAUUAUUCUUACCGCUAUUAAUUCCAUCACCAUGAAUGUUGUUGAAAUUGAAAUUAAAGGAAACGAGGGUGUGGUUAAAAACCCUGAAAUGUUAAAAGGACGAGGACAAACCGUACCGUAUGAUCCUCGAUUUCCAAACACAAAUCAAACAAGAAACUGCUAUCAAAAUUAUUUGGAUUUUUUCCGUUGCCAGAAAGUGAAAGGUGAAGAUUAUGAACCAUGUUCAUGGUAUAAAUUUGCCUUUCAUGAAUUAUGCCCACCAGCUUGGAUUGAAAAAUGGGACGAACAACGUGCAAAAGGCAUCUUUCCUGGUCGUAUCUAAUUCCACACACACCUCCCAUCAUUAUGUGUUAUGGAUAUGAAUAUCAUUGUAGAUUGUUUUGCAAAAUUUAUUUGAAAAUAAAAAAGUAAAAAUAAAUUUGAGAUUAAAAUAAUUUUUAUUUUA